Closterium sp. Yama58-4 is the source of this 1728-nucleotide messenger RNA. The record is from the annotation of a GenBank genome assembly. Lineage: Eukaryota; Viridiplantae; Streptophyta; Zygnematophyceae; Desmidiales; Closteriaceae.
AUGCUGCGCCCUCUGUACGCAUCUCCCUUCCGCUCUGAACGCAACCUUUGGCCACCAGAAAAUGCACCGUUUGUCCCCUUUAUCCCUUUUCUCGGCCCUACACACCGUUCCCCCCUCUCCGCCUUCCACCCUUCUUCUCCCUCUUUCCUCUCUGCCUUACCCCCUUCUUCCCCUUUUCCCCUCACUUCCCUACACCAUUCUUCCCCCUUUCCCCUCUCUACCUUACACCCUUCUUCCCCCACCAAGCGAGCUCUCCCUAACGUCCUGCUAAACCCCUUUUCCCUCUCUUCCCUGCACCGUGUUUCCCCCUCUCUCUUUUUGGCCUUACGCCCUGCUUCCCCCUUUCCCCUCUCUUCCCUACACCAUGCGUCCCCCUCCCCCUUGUCUUCCAAACACCCUUCUUCCCCCUCUCCGCUAGCUUCCUUUCCCCCGUCUUCCCCCACCAUGCCUUCUCUGCCUUACGCCCUGCUUUCCCCUUUCCCCUCUCCUCCCUAUACCCUUCUUCCCCCUAUCCCCUCCUUGCCUUACCAUUUUUCGCUUCCUUUCCCUCUCUCGCAUUCACCCGUCUUCCCCCUUUCCCCUCGCUGCCUUACACCCUCCCAUUCAUUCUCUCUGCCAUUCACCCCACUUCUCCCCUUUCUCUCUCUGUGUUACUCCCUUCUUCCGCCUUUCGCCUCUAUGCCUUGCAUCUUUUAUCCCCCUUACGCCACUCUGCCAUACUCCCCUUCUUCUACCUUUCCACUAUCUCCCUUACCUCCUACAUCACCCUUUUUCUCCAUGCCAUUCACCCUUCUUCUCCCCUUCCCCUCUAUGCUUUACACCCCUCUUCCGCCUUUCCCCUCUCUGCCUUACGCCCUGCUUCCCCCUCGUCACUCUCUUCACUACACCCGUCCUCCCCCUCUCUCCCCUCCGCCUUACACCUUUCUUGCCCCUUUCCCUCUCUGCCUCUCACCCUUCUUAUCCCCUUUCCCUCUCUGCCUCUCACCCUUCUUAUCCCCUUUCCCUCUCUGCCUCUCACCCUUCUUAUCCCCUUUCCCUCUCUGCCUCUCACCCUUCUUAUCCCCUUUCCCUCUCUGCCUCUCACCCUUCUUAUCCCCUUUCCCUCUCUGCCUCUCACCCUUCUUAUCCCCUUUCCCUCUCUGCCUCUCACCCUUCUUAUCCCCUUUCCCUCUCUGCCUCUCACCCUUCUUAUCCCCUUUCCCUCUCUGCCUCUCACCCUUCUUAUCCCCUUUCCCUCUCUGCCUCUCACCCUUCUUAUCCUCUUUCCCUCUCUGCCUCUCACCCUUCUUAUCCCCUUUCCCUCUCUGCCUCUCACCCUUCUUAUCCCCUUUCCCUCUCUGCCUCUCACCCUUCUUAUCCCCUUUCCCUCUCUGCCUCUCACCCUUCUUCUCCCUUUCCCCUCUCUGCCUUACACCCAUCUUCCGCCUUUCCCCUCUCUGCCUUAUGCCCUGCUUCCCCCCGUUCUCUCUCCUCCUUACACCCUUCAUCCCCCUAACGCCACGCUGCCUUACUCUCUGCUUCUCCCUUUUCCCUCCCUUCCCUACACCCUUCUUCCCCCUCUCCCCUCUCUGCCUUACUCUCCUUUUCACCCUUACCCCUUUCUGCCUUACACAUUUUGUCCCCCAUGCGCCAAUCUGCCAUACGCCCCUUGUUCCACCUUUCCCCCCUCUACCGUACAUCCGUGUCAAGUCCUAUUCCCACACUUUACAAUUAAAUGUGGCUGUCUAA